This is a messenger RNA of Dermacentor andersoni, 7916 nucleotides long. RefSeq lists its product as uncharacterized. The record is from RefSeq and is a predicted model, not a curated record. NCBI's taxonomy places the organism in Eukaryota, Metazoa, Arthropoda, Arachnida, Ixodida, Ixodidae.
ACUCUAGCAAACUAGCUUGAUCGCUGGGCAACGCUCUCCAGCAUCUGUAACGGUUAAAUGUUCAGGCAAUUGUCUGAAAAGUACACGUAUAUUUUUCUUGUCACUACAACAGACAUAUUUAUUGCGAAGCGCGCGCCUCGUUUUGAUUACCUGCGCUGUGCGACUUCGCGGGUUCCCUCGCCGGCGUCUACUGCACACGGAACCACGCGCUGAAAGUGCUUCGCAAGUGACUCGUGAGGCCACUGUGUAUAAUAAGACAGCGCGGAAACGACACACGAGUGGCUCAUGAUUCUGCCAGGACGUCGGUCAUCGCGCACCGAUGGAGAAGAAUCGAGGGGGUUUUGCACGGCUGAGGACAACGCCGAGGCGUCAACCAUUUUCGCAGCCGCAAAGUAGCAUUAGCUCGCCGCAGCCUUCGGCCACUUCUGCCGAGCAUCCGUGGACAACAAGCGACGUCGACCAGCUCGUGGAACUGAUCGCAGCCCGCGCCUCUGUACUACUGGGCCCUGUGGACGGCACUUCGAAGCGCGUAGCUUGGGAAGAAGUAUCUCAGCGGCUCAAGAGGGCCGACGACGAAGUCCGGCGCAAGUGGACGGGCAUCGUCGCCGAUCUGCGCCAGGGCAAGCGUUCGACGCCGUUCAAGCCGUACGAAUUAGCCGCGUUGAAAGCGCUUGGCGCUGCAGAGCGGCCCGGCGAGCGCUCGCGCCCACCGAUGUCGCAAGCGUCGCAGGAGCCUCUGCAACUCCAAAUCGUCCCUACAAGUGUGCGAUCUAUCACGACCGACACCUUCCUGCAGCAGGAGAAUACUGCACGUCGGUCACUGACGCCUACAAUGACGUCCGUGAGCUCCUCGGUCGGCAUCAACACGGCAGCGGCUGGCCUGACCAUCGUGGCGUUGAAUCGCGAAGUGUCUAUCACACCGGUGAAGCCACCUCAGCCGCCACCAAGCAACUCGCGAGAUUCGUCGGAAGAGCUGCAGGUGCUGCGCUUCUGCAAUUCGGUGCACACACAGACACCACCUGAGCAUGACGAGCCUAGUGCCAAGAAAGCACGCCAUGGCUCUUCCUCUCAAGCUGACACAACCAGCCUACUGCAGAGGCUUGUGUGUCUGGAGGAACGUCGAGUUGCACUGCAGCAGGAACAGCUGUCCGUCGACCGUGAAAAAGUGAAGUGCGUGCGUGAUCUGUUGGCUGUCCUGGGCAAAAACGACAAAACAGCGCCUGUGCCAAAUGGAGAUCUGGUGGCUGCUGUAGUGUCGUCUGCAUUGUAGACUGGUCGGCCUGGUCAGCUGUGUGCACUUUGACCAAGCUGUACAUGAUUCUGAGCUAUCAGUGCAUUGUAACAUUAUACGAGUGAAUUUAGGGGGUAUGCUGGCUUAGGGACAGAAGAUAGUAGACCAUGUGAGCACCAACGAAGCUGCAUUGCGGCAACACCUAGUGGUCCAGCAUUCUGGUUUCGAGUGAGUGCUGCGUACAUCAAUUUCAUUCUAGCAGGGAUGGUCAUUCGAGAGGGCUCAAACAGCAUGUUUUGCUUCACCAGGCCCGAGUCCAUUGAGAAGAAAACAAAAAUGUUAUUUAGCUCAGGAAAGUCAAAGAAGAAGUGCUUUCAAACAAGCAUCAUGCGUUGCAAGGUGGGGAAACUUCUUUGCUUAGCAUGACAACAUGCCGCAUGUACUACUGUUGGGGAGUCCGUUUUGUGCUCCUGUGGGCACCAAGUGAUUGGCCCAAACUCGCAACUAAAGUCUGGACAGCCAUAUAAUGCAGCAGAGUUGAGCAUAGUAAGGGCAAACAGAAACGAUGUGGACAGGACUCAAUCCUGUCUACAUCACUUCGUUUUGCUUUUAUUUCGCUCAGUGACACACAAUGCACCAGCUGGCCUAACAGUCAACGAUUCUGUAGCAGAGCAGUUUGGGUGACAUUCAGCAUGGUCCACAAGCUUUUGUCCCUUAUCUUGCUUGUUGUACAUGGACACAACAGAGCCAUGACUGCAUGCAAAAUUAGGGAACGAUGUUCUAUUUAUUUUUAACACGCAUAUUUUAACACGCACUUUCACUGUGGAUACCUUCUGGUAGCACCAUUUGGCAUUAGCUGUGAAGAACAUGGAGGAUGUGCUUUGUAAUGAUAAGUGUUGUUGAUAGUACAACUACUAAUUGUUUCAGCCAAACACUGAUCAUUACACAGGUGUAAAGCUCGGUGAUUCUCUUCAUUUUCUUGUAACUGAGGUUCCAAUGGAAUUGCUGUUUCCUGUGUAAGCUCUUACUGUGUUUGCAGUGCUUCAGAAAAAUCAGUUGUGUUGGUAAAGCACCAUAAACAGUUGUACAGGAGUUGGGUUAAAACAAUUGCUGUUUGGGAAACCUUAAUGGCAUUGACAUUUUCUGUUCUUGCCCAAGCAUGCGCUCACUUUGUGCAUAGAGGUCACUUGUGAAUGUUGGCCACAUGACUGUGCUGCCUUCAGCAAAGUUCAUGUGUGUUGUAUUGGCUUGAACGACAUAUGGUAAGUUUUCACAAUUUAGAAGCCUUACAAACAUUUAUCUAUGAGUGCUUUAUAGAGAAGUUUGCUUGAAUGAUGAAUCUGCCUCGAGGAGAAAAGCUCACCAUUGAGUGAUGCAGUCAUCACAUCUGUUUUCAGUUAAGCGAAGAUUGCAUUUGCAGUCAGUGAGCAACGUCCAUGCCCAUCACAGGAAUAAAAAUUGCUUGUUACUAAGCAAGUGCUCUCAAUUAAAGUGUUUAGCGUUCACAUUUUUAUACAGCUGUCGAUGUCAGCACUGUUAUGGUUUGACCUGCUGCAGGACUAAAGAGGAGAGGAGGAAAAAAUUGUUGGGAGUUAACCUGAUGCAUCAUUGGUUUGCUACCUUACACGAGGGAACAUGUAAAGGGGUUUACAAUACUGUAAGUGGGCAUAACAGUAUUAGUAAGCAAAUCAGUUUUUAUGGCUAUGUUUAAUUUAUACCACGUGCAUCUAACAGGAGUUCUUGACUGCAAGCUGUGUGUUGAUCUGUAUUCACACAUGAACACUUUCUUUUACCUUAAUAAUUCUGCAUGCACAUAAAAUUCACGUGGACAAACUGGCAUUACCAUCGUCUUCUGUGGGCAGAAGAAAAUUUUCGUUGGGCAGGUUGAGCUUGUAAAGCCUUGAGUAUGCUUUCAUACGCUUACAGCAGAAUGCAUUAAGCAUCACAGCUUAGCUAGAAGUAGUCUGCAUUCCUAAGUGACUGUGAAAGGUCUCGUUUGGGUUACUCGUGAAGUUUCCAUAAUGUAAAUACUGCAUUCUUGUGGCCACUGGUGCCAAUUUGUGAAUACAGCCUCCGACAGUACGGCCUGUACAAAGUGCCCACUUGUGAAUACGGCCUCUGACAGUAGGGCCAGUACAAAGUACAUUGUGAACAUGUUGUGCAUCAAAUGAACACCACACAUUCUGAAACUGCACAAGAAUGUUGCAGUAACUAGUCAGACCUGCUCUUGUCGUUCUGAAAUGUAAGAGCAAUGUGACAUUUAAUUUCAUAGGCCCCAUAUUCUGUGGUCUGUAACAUCAUUGCUGCACACCAUGAUGAAAAGUAAAACCAGAGUGCUUUGAUAACUUUUUCUCUGGCAAUGAAACUUCUAUGCAGCUUUUGAUUUAAAGAAUUGCACGCUUAGUGGUAUUCACCUAAAUGCACCACUUCCUGUGCUGUCUCCUGCAACACUGCAGCAGAAAAGCUCGCUUGAAUGUGCAUGCAAGUUAGCCUCCUCCAGCCAAUGGCUAAGUGCCCUCUGAACAAUGCUGCACCACAUCCCGGCUACUUGUGCAGUAUAGUAAGCUUUCUCACGUAAGUUUUGUAACCAGAAAAAGUUAUCAAAGGACUCUGGUACAACAUAGUCUACAAGGGCUAUUUUCUUUCUUUCAAGGUGCGACCGGUUGUGAAGUGAAAACCACUGUGAAAAUCAAAAUUUUGUUUAGAACAUUUAGAUACACUUUCCAGCUACUUCUCUACAUAGUCGCCGCACCGACUGAGACAUUUUUCGUAGUGUGGUACUAACUUUUCUAUGCCCUCAUCAUAGGCAGCCGGCUGUACUUUCAGCCAAUUCUGUACAUUGGUCGGCAGCUUGUUGUCUGAGUCAAACUCCUGUCCUCAUAGCGUAGCCAGCGCUUCAUGUGAGCAAAGAGAUGGUAUAAUCAGAGGGAGCGAAGUCCGGGCUUUACGGUGAGGGAAUCACACUUCCCGUCAAAAACGCAGCAGGAGCUUCCUUGUUGCAGCUGCACUGUGCGGACAUGCAUUAUCGUGAAGAAGGACAAUUCCUGAUGACAUCGUUCAUCUUUGCUUGUUCUAGAUUGCCUUUCGUAGCUGUUCAAGAGUCGCGCUGUAUGAGGCUGCAGUGAUAGUCAUGCCACAUUCCAUGAAUUCCACCAAGAGAACACCAUUUCUGUCCGAGAACACAGUAACCAUACACUUUCUGCUGGAGAAGGUUCGCUAAGACUUCUUUUGCUUUCAGAGAAUCCACUGUUUGGAUUGCUCUUUUUGUUUCUUCAAUUUCAAAACAGACCCAUGUCUCGUCCCCUGUGACGAUUUUCUUAAAAAGAUCUCCUUUAUCAUGGUAGUGCUGGAGCAACAUUAAGAAGCUGACUGACCAUCACAAAAGACAGAAUGGGCGCAGCGCCCAUUCUCUGUCUUUUGUGAUGGUCAGUCAGCUUCUUGGAGAACUCUUCUCGCAAAGAGAUUGUGGUACUGGAGUCUCCCACUCACAAUGGUAUAGAGAUCUGAGUGUGAAAUUUUGGGAAACAAAUAACUCAACAUAGAAAUUGUGAACCGAUGAUUUUCUUGAAUUGCCUGAUCCACUCUCUGAACAACAAAAUUGAUUGGCACUCACUUCCUUCCCUGCCCACCUGCAUCGUGAACGUCUGUGCAUCCUGCUUCAAAGUUCCGGCACCACUGCCACACUUUGCUGUCACUCAUGAAAGUUGUACCGUACACAUUAGUCACUCGAUGAAUUUCAGCUGCAUUGCACCCCUCAGCAUGCAGAAAUCGAAUGAAAGCAUGCACUUCACACUAAGUGGGCAACUCUACUGUUUGAGGCAUGUUUACAUGCUCACUGUGCACUCGGAAUUUACAACUGGGAACUCACGCGAUCGACAGGCAUACUAGAGACACUGUGCAACAGAUCUGCACUCAGCACCAUCAGAUUUUCACUGUGGUCUUCAUUUCACGACCGAUCAGACUUUUAAAAAAAAUACUUUCGUAUUUUGGUUCUCCUGCAGUCAUGAAAACGUUAUGUUGGGCCCCCCCACUCAUAGAUGCAUCUGUGGAAUCUCACUUUGCAAGAGCUACUAUGUCUUUUCACUGCCACUAGUUCAUUUAUUAUGAUUAACUAUGUGUGGCAUAUGUGCGCUUGAUCUGGCCUUAGACAGUGCAGGAGAUGGAAGAUCGACUGAGGAUGUGUGUACCAAAGACCAUGAUGCUGCACUUUUCAGAAGCAUGCAACUGACCUAAUCUUACUCACAGCAACUCAGCAGGCUUCGACUUCACCCUUUCAUUACCAUUUGUCUUCAUAAUGUUUAAAUGUUCUUUACUUUUUCCAUUCCUGCAUAUUUUACUAUUUGAAUGAGCGUUUUAUUUAAUCCCUCUGGCAGAAUUUUCAAGGAUCCUGUACUAGUUGUGUUCCUUUUUUUUUUUUUUUUUCACCGCAAUAUGUAUUUGGUACUGCUUAGCACAUACAUCAUGGGCCAAUAUGCAAUUGAGUGUCUGAUUUAGGUAGGAAAUUAGUCACUCUUUUUGUUUGCACUUCUAAGCUAAAUGUGCUUGAAUAUUCUUGACAACAAAGGCUGCUUAGCAGGAAGCAGCCAGUGAGGUUUGAAUGGGCACUGGUGCUGUAAUCACUUGAGAAAUGUUUGUUAGAUCCCAUUUAUAUUAGACUUGCUUUCUGGUACCUCUCUGCCGACAUUUGUUGCCAUUUCAACUAGGUUAAUUGGUUACAAAACUAGCCAAAUGUGUGUUAAGGACUUUAUGGUUUCCUCUGCAUGGUGUCUGUUUCGCACCUUAAUUUUUUUUUUUUAUUCAAACUUUUCUGUCGUGUUAGAUGCAUGGUGGAACUAUGGAGAAUAGUGUGUUUAGACUUUUUGUUCCACUAAGAUGAGGCAAGUCACAUUCUUUAUAUAUAUGGUUUUAACUCUGCAAAAUGCCUCUUCAGGAAAUUACAGGCUGCAUUGCUAUGCAUUCUCAGCAAGAUGCUAAGCUUAUUUGUAAUAUAUAUCGUAUACACACAGUAUAACAAUGCUAGCAACACAGGUCUAAAUCUUUGUGUUUGCAUUCCCUUUGACCUUAUUGCUAGCAUUGGUAGGAAUGCUGAGUAAAUGCAAACUUUUUUUUUUUAGGUUCUGCAGAAUUGUUACCUUAAAAGAGAAAAGCUAAGGCUUCUACACAAAUUGUUUCCAUUGUUACUAUAUAAUGAUGAGGUAUGCAGCAAGUUACAAGUUAAAUGUUCAAUAUAAUGUGGCACUUGCCUCAAGAUUAACCAUUUUCAUUAGACAUGUUGAGAUAUGUUAUUAAAUAUAAAGUUUAAGGUUAUUAUUCAAAACUCAUUAGCCCAUUCAGUGUCGCACUUGGAAAUAUUCACUGCAGCCUUUCUGCUCAAUUUGCUUCUUAGCUAACUGGACACGAAACUUGACAGUGAAAAUUCUGGACAUAUAUUUGCGUACAUGUGUGCAUACUUAUGCAACAAGCUUUUGUGUGUUCCAAGCCAUAUGUUGUUUGUUGUCUCUGACAAGUCCGAUGCACUAGCUGUGCAAUAUCUUUAUCAGCCGGCUAGAUAAAAGAAAAUGAAAGAGCAUGGCUUGCCUCAAUGCUCAAAUGAAACAGAAGCUCUCUGCAGUGUGUUGUGUGCCUUGACACAAUGACAGGACUAAGCUUGAUGGAGAAUAUAUUUUGGCAUACAAUAAAAAUUCUUGAAUAGUAACUACCAUGUCCUGAGAAAAGACAGAGAAUGCGGGAGAUGGAAAUUCAAGACAAUGAGCAAAACGUGAACAAGGUGAAUGCAGGAGCCAAUGUUUCGACAAGUGGACUUGUCUUCUUCAAGGAAAGUCUUCUUCUUGAAGAAGACAAGUCCACUUGUCGAAACGUUGGUUCCUGCAUUCACCUUGUUCACGUUUUGCUCAUUACCAUGUCCUGAAUAUUACAUAACCAUCCCAUAUCUCUAAAAUGCAAAUGCAUGCCCAAAAUGCCCUAAUGAGUUUCAUUUUCAAAUUGUACGUCUGUGGCCAUGGCUAAGUGACAUUUAGCCUUUCACUGAAUGUGCACAUUGUGGAAUGAUGCAAUUGCAAAUGUGGAUUUUGCAUAGCGUUUGUAGCAUUCAUAUUAUUAACACGAAUUUGGCCGGGUCGUGAGAAAAGCACCCCGUGUAGAUUGCAUCAAAAGAACUGUAGGAUGUGGACAAGACCUUCCUGCUGUGUCGCUGCAAAGUGUUGUGAAGAUGAAUGUAACCUAUUUCAUGCUGGCUGUGUAGAAGACAGCACAUCCCACUGUACCUUGUGGCAAGUUAAACUUCAAUUACAGCCACACCUAGACACUGCCAAAUGACAUUUCUCGCUUAUUGUGCAAUGAUUUUUUUUUUUGCUUGUUUACAGAAUGGUGAAUACGGUGUCGGUAAUUAUGUAAAUACUGAUGCUACCAAUUUAAUGUUCCUAUUUAUAUUUAUGCCGGAAAAUUAAGAGAGGCACUUUACCCUAAGUAUAGCUUGUUUAUAUCAAGCCCACUUCUCAACACUGUAUAAGCAAGCUUGGUUUCUGUGUUUCAUUCUGGCAUUGACUCAGUUCAGUAGAGUUAUAGUAGUGUUGUGAAAGCAUGGUUCCAAGUAUGAUGCGAGUCAUGUUGUAAAUAAAGUUUGUGAUGAUAUUUCUUUAAUAAAUGAAUAAACAGAAAAUGAUGUGAAUUGUCUCACCAAUAUAAA